Molecule: messenger RNA, 1008 nt
Organism: Lactuca saligna
Lineage: Eukaryota; Viridiplantae; Streptophyta; Magnoliopsida; Asterales; Asteraceae
Source: the annotation of a GenBank genome assembly
AUGGCUCGAAGGACGCAAAGGACCAACCCACCCGAGGAUGUGACCGACCAUCGUUUUUUACAAUUUCCGCAAUCGCUGAACGAUGCUACCCGGGCGCGUUAUGUCACCAACUUGAGCUUGCUUCUCACCAAAGAUAUUGAUAUAGCGCCAUCAUUCGAUUGGGAAUUGGCUACCAGGACUGGACUAGCUGCAUUGAUCCAGGGAUUUUUGCAAUACACGCACUCGGACGCGAGUGGUGUGGACUUGUUUGUGUGUCAGGGAUGGGCACGUUUGUUCCGGAUCCAGGAGCCUAUUUAUCGGGAGUUUUUGCUGGAGUUCUAUGCUACAGUUUCCUAUGAUCCUAGGAAGGCACCCGAUGACAGGACAGCUUUUGCCUUCAGACUGGGUGGAGUGAGCCGGGAAUGCAGCGUGAUAGUGCUUGCGACUCGAGUGGGAAUUUACACAGCCGAUGAGAUGAGGAGUGUCCACUUCCCGGUAUUCCUUGCUAAUUAUCUUACGGAGCGGCCAGAUGACUAUAACGAGAACACUUUUUGGGCCGAGAUUACAGGGGCAGUUUAUACACCAUCUACCGCACGAGGGGGGAUGAUUCGGUCUACUAUCUACCGAAUGUUGCACCGGUUGAUUUCUAUGUCUCUCACGCAUCACAAGAACAGUGAGAGAGUGCCUUCGACGGACUUGUAUUUCCUAUGGGCGCUUGUUACUCCAGGGAGGCACCUGAACCUUCCAGUUGCUUUAGCUAGUUGUAUUUCGACGCGAGGAAGAAGUAUCAUCCCGGCUGCCACGACAUGGUUGACACUUUCCUAUGUUGUGGGGGAUUUUUCAUCGCGAGAAGAGGAUGUCAUUCUUGACGAGACGACGUGGUCGAAACUUUCCCACGUCAUGGUUAUUAUACAUUGCAUUUGUUUGCGAUCUUUUGCACCACAUUUUUUGAAGUCGGCGGUCUUGAUUUUAUUUUUCGGCAAAUUCAGAAGCAGCAGUUCCAGUUUUCAGUUUUUCAGCAAUAUUUGA